Molecule: messenger RNA, 939 nt
Organism: Pyrgilauda ruficollis (rufous-necked snowfinch)
Lineage: Eukaryota; Metazoa; Chordata; Aves; Passeriformes; Passeridae
Product: ubiquitin carboxyl-terminal hydrolase 42-like
Exons: 10
Coding region: 1-939 (312 amino acids)
Biological process (GO): regulation of apoptotic process; protein deubiquitination
Cellular component (GO): cytosol; nucleus
Molecular function (GO): cysteine-type deubiquitinase activity; cysteine-type endopeptidase activity
Source: RefSeq, a predicted model, not a curated record
AUGGACUGGCAGCAAAGACAGAGACCUGGAGCAGGACUCUUCAACCUGGGCAAUACUUGCUACAUCAAUGUCAUCCUGCAGUGCCUGACAUACACACCCCCUCUGGCCAACUACCUGCUCUCUUACCAGCACAGCCAGUCGUGCCAGCAGCAAGGCUUCUGCAUGAUGUGCACCAUGGAAGCACACGUCAGGAAGGUCCUGUGCUCCUCAGCCAGCGCCAUCCUCCCUGGAGCUGUCCUCAGGGACCUCAAAUUCAUAGGAGAGGAGUUUGAGUAUGGCAGGCAGGAAAACGCCUACGAGUUCUUGCGCUGCACGCUCGAUGCCAUGCACAGAGCUUGUCUGAGCUGCGACUUGGACGUCUCUUCAGAAGAAACUACCAUCGUCUAUCAAAUAUUUGGGGGCUUCAUGAAAUCUAGAGUCACGUGCUUGAGCUGCCAAGGAGUUGUCGAUUCCUACAAGGCCUUCCUGGAUGUCUCUUUGGAUAUCAGAGCAGCCUCAUCCCUCACCACAGUUCUGAAGGACUGUGUGACACCCAAGCAGCUGGAUCAGAAGGAGUGCUUCAGAUGUAGCAAGUGUAAGAAGAAAGCUGCUGCCUCCAAGAAGGUUACAGUCCAUCGUGCACCCCGAGUCCUCACGCUGUGUCUGGAAAGGGCUGACCAGUGGACUGGCACAAAGAUCAGCAAGUUUGUGGAGUAUCCUGAGUACCUGGAUCUUCGGCCAUACAUGUCAGACACAGCUGGAGAACCCCUCCUCUGCUCCUUAUAUGCCAUCGUGGUUCACAGUGGGGACACCUGUCUUGAAGGACACUUUUUGUGCUAUGCAAAGGCCAGCAAUGGGCUGUGGUACAAGAUGGAUGAUGAGUCUGUGGAUGAUUGUGACAUCCACACAGUUCUAGGGCAGCAAGCCUACUUGCUGUUUUAUGCCAGAUGGUUCCUGUAG